AGCCAGCUGACUUCAACUGCGGACUGUGGGGCUCCGCAAUGGAGCUAGUGGCUUCACAGUUAUCUCUAACUCUUCCCAGAAAGAAAUUUCCUUCUCACACUCUAUUUCAUGGGCUCAUCUCCGGAGCUAUAUGCCGUCAAAUCCCACUUGAAUUUUCAUCCCAGUUUGUUGCUUUUAUAAAUAGGAACGGUCGUUUUGAAGCAUUUGCCCGUAAAAAAGAGACGGUCAGCGAACUAGAGUGUAGCAGAGAAGUCGAAGGAGCAGAGGAACCACAUACCUCUUCUUCUCUGGACGAUGACUUGUCUUUCUUGUCUCUUAGCGAGAAACCUGACAGAAAUUUGGCUUUGUUGGACGAUUAUGAAGCGGAGGAGCUUGAUUAUGAUCCCCACCCUGACCACCGAAGCGGGUAUGUGGCUUUACUUGGGAAGCCUAACGUCGGGAAGAGUACACUAGCAAACCAAAUGAUUGGCCAAAAGUUGUCUAUAGUUACACAGAAGCCUCAAACAACAAGGCACCGUAUUCUUGGUAUAUGUUCUGGCUCAGAUUAUCAGAUAAUACUUUAUGACACACCUGGCGUUCUCAAGAAGGAAAUGCACAUGUUGGAUUCAAUGAUGAUGAAGAAUGUUCGCAGUGCUGCUGUUAAUGCUGAUUGUGUAUUAAUUCUUGUUGAUGCGUGUAAAGUUCCUGAAAAUAUUGAUGAAGUGUUGAAUGAAGGUGUAGGAGAUCUCAAGGAUAAGCCUCCCACUCUACUGAUUCUUAAUAAGAAGGAUCUUAUCAAACCCGGGGAAAUUGCAAAAAAACUUGAGUGGUAUCAGAAAUAUACUGAUGUUGAUGAGGUUAUACCAGUUAGUGCUAAAUAUGGUCAUGGCGUUGAAGAUGUCAAGGACUGGAUACUAUCAAAACUUCCCAAUGGACCAGCAUACUAUCCAAAGGACAUUGUCAGUGAGCACCCAGAAAGAUUUUUCGUGGGUGAAAUCAUUCGAGAAAAGAUCUUUAUGCAGUACCGAAAUGAAAUACCCUAUGCUUGCCAGGUGAAUGUUGUAAGCUACAAGGGUCGGCCCAAUGCAAAAGAUUUCAUACAAGUGGAGAUUGUUGUUGAAAAAAAUUCACAGAAGAUUAUACUUAUUGGAAGAGAGGGAAAGGCUUUGAAACUUCUUGCGACAGCUGCCCGUCUGGACAUUGAAGCCUUUCUGCAGAAGAAAGUUUAUCUUGAGAUUGAAGUGAAGGUGAGAGAAAACUGGCGACAAGAUGAAGGGCUUCUUAAGAACUUUGGAUAUGGGGGACAGAUACGGGUUCUUUAAUGUGAAGAUACAUAGAAACGUUCGUCAGACAUCAAUCGUAUUUAAGAUCAUCUUGCUAAAGGUGGCAUCAGAACUUGAAUAGCAUGAGAUAUUGAUUGACGCUGCCUCCUUCCUCACCUUUUAGCCAUGUCAAGUGAUCCCCUAUAGUAAAAAUGGGGAUCACCACUAACGACCAAAACAGUUAAAAAAAAGAAGGGAAGAAAAAGAUCUGAGUUGGAAAGAAAUUAAUGGUGAUACAGCGCCCGCAUGGUAGUAUAUUAAAUAGAGAUUGCAGAGCAGGAGAGUUGAAAUCGAUGAAUCAGGGAUUCAACAGUUUCAGGGGAACUAUCCCAAGACCUGUUUUUUGUUCCUUUGUAAUGAGAUACAUGAUAAUAGCAGCCUCACCUAAAAUUUUAUUCUGGAGUUUUCUUUUUCUUGAAUCUAUUUUCCUGUUUCAUGUGCUAAUUGUUUGUUUUUUAUGGGUUUGCAUUAUCUUCAUGUCUAUCAGCCCCUUGGAAUCUAUCUAAUGAAGCUAAAUUAUGUAACUUGCCAA
Messenger RNA from Neltuma alba, 1833 nucleotides. RefSeq names its product GTPase ERA-like, chloroplastic. The record is from RefSeq and is a predicted model, not a curated record. NCBI's taxonomy places the organism in Eukaryota, Viridiplantae, Streptophyta, Magnoliopsida, Fabales, Fabaceae. The coding region runs from base 39 to 1301 and encodes 420 amino acids. The transcript has 9 exons. Gene Ontology annotation, biological process: ribosomal small subunit assembly. Gene Ontology annotation, molecular function: rRNA binding; GTP binding; ribosomal small subunit binding.